Pelagomonas calceolata is the source of this 642-nucleotide messenger RNA. NCBI's taxonomy places the organism in Eukaryota, Pelagophyceae, Pelagomonadales, Pelagomonadaceae. The record is from the annotation of a GenBank genome assembly.
GUGACCGUGGUCGCCGUCGCACUUGGAGUGGUCGUGGCUCGAGCCGUGGUCGUGACCGCUCUCCUUGUGGCCGUGGGACUCGUGGCCGUGGUCGCCGGAGCACUCGCUGUGGUCGUGCUCUUUAUGGUCGUGGCCCUUGUGAUCGUGCGACGCAUGGUCGUGCUCCUUGUGGCCGUGCGACUCGUGAGAGUGCUCCUUGUGGCCGUGCUCCGCGUGAUCGUGCUCCUUGUGGCUCGCUUUGUCGUGCGUGUGCUCGCUCGAGUGAUCCGCCGUGCAGGCGUGGCCGUCGUGGAAGUGCGCUUCCGGCUCCUUCUCGGCCUCCAGCUUCGCCUUGGCCGCCUGCGCGUCCUCGAGCGACGACAUGGGCUGCUGCUCGGGCACGGCCUGGCCGUACUGUUUCAACAUAUCCGCGGCGUUGCCGGAGAACAUGAGGGGGUUACCUUUCCCGUCGGACAUGGUUAUGCGAGCCGUCCGGCGCGGACGCGUGCUUGGGCUGUGCUAGUCCGCGUGGGUUGCGACACUGCAGCGAGGUUUGCGACUUGUCGGAGCAGCGCGGGGGGCAGCGACAAAGAUAAAUGUAGCUACUGGACGUCGGGAUGCCUUGUGCAGUAUUCAGCCAGUAAACAUGGCCGGCGCAGCUAG